Globicephala melas (long-finned pilot whale) is the source of this 2131-nucleotide messenger RNA. It is a transcript of the gene TCAP, whose product is annotated as titin-cap. NCBI's taxonomy places the organism in Eukaryota, Metazoa, Chordata, Mammalia, Artiodactyla, Delphinidae. Gene Ontology annotation, biological process: skeletal muscle thin filament assembly; cardiac muscle tissue morphogenesis; sarcomerogenesis. Gene Ontology annotation, cellular component: Z disc. Gene Ontology annotation, molecular function: structural constituent of muscle; protein-macromolecule adaptor activity; titin Z domain binding. The record is from RefSeq and is a predicted model, not a curated record.
UUUUGUAAGGUUAAAAGAUACCAAGAAUCAGGUGUAGUGCUCAGUAGUCAAGAGGAUGCAGUUCUGCCCCAGGUGGGUGCCCACAGGCCUUACCACUAAGUUCUCAUCUCAGCUCCUGUCCCUGCCUCUCUUGGUGCCCUUUGCUUUGUCCACUCAGCGAUGCCCUUAUUCCUCCUCCCCCAUGCCCUCCACCCUGCGUGCCAGCUUCCAGCAGCACGCGCCGCUGCUCUCAGUGCUGGGCUGUCCUGGCAGCCCUCCUACUGGCCUUCUCCCUGGGGAUGAGAGCCAGGUCCUGCCCAGUGGCACCCUGGAGCUGGCAGGACCCAGAACUCCUCUGGUACGGCCAUUGUGAACAGAAAGGGGGCAAAAUGAGGCCCAGAGAGGGGCAGACGCUGACCCAUAGUCACGUAGCCCAUUUAUGGCUGCUUUGGGGCUAGAGCCAGCUCUGGCUGCCACUCCCUGGAGCCCCUGGAUUCCCACCUCACCCCACCUGAGGUGUUGGGGUAGAGCUGGGACCACCUCCCACAUCUGCUCCCCCCACCCUACUGGCCCGACGGCAAAGGAAGACACCUGGCAAAGGUUGGCGUCCAGGAUCCCACGUGUGGAAUUAACUUCCGUUGCCCCUGCUGGUGAGGUGGUGGUCAGGGGCCAGGCCUUCAGGGGCGGAUGCCCAAGGACGUGGCGGCACUGUCCCUUCUUGCUGAGGGGAUAGUCAGGGGAUGUGCCCUUGAGCCCAGGCAGUGGGGAAGGACACGAUGGCCUGGUACAGAGCCCAGAGGGGGCCUCGGUUCCUGCUGUUUCCUGCUCUGUUUACAGACAAGCCGCUGUCCUCCCUGGGUUAGGGGAAGGGGUGGGGCAGAGGGCAAGUGCCAAGGUGGCACGAGGCUGGGCACGUGCCUGGUCCCAGAUGGUGUCUGAGGAGUGUCAGACACCUGGAGGUUCACGCUGAGGACCCCCGCCCCCACAGGAGCACCUUGAGCUCUUCAAAAGCUGACCUCUGACCUGGGGGCAGCCAGAGUCCAGGUACCCCAAGCCCCGCCCUGGGCCCGGAAUCCCCCAGCAGUGAGUCUUGGCUCUGCUUGUAGCAUCUGACGCCAGAGGGCCUGAAAAUAGCCCCUGGAGGAGGGGGAGGGUGGGGCUAUUUAAAGGGCAUGGGAGGAACAGAGCCCAGAGGGAGUGAGCGGUCAUCAUGGCCACUUCAGAGCUGAGCUGCCAGGUGUCCGAGCAGGACUGUGAGCGCCGAGAGGCCUUCUGGGCUGAGUGGAAGGAUCUGACGCUGUCCACACGGCCUGAGGAGGGUUGCUCCCUGCAUGAGGAGGAUGCCCAGCGGCGGGAGACCUACCACCGGCAGGGGCGGUGCCAGGCGCUGGUGCAGCGUUCCCCCUGGCUGGUGAUGCGGAUGGGCAUCCUGGGCCGCGGGCUGCAGGAGUACCAGCUGCCCUACCAGCGGAUGCUGCCGCUGCCCAUCUUCACCCCUGCCAAGGUGGGCUCCACCAAGGAGGAGCACGAGGACACCCCCAUCCAGCUGCAGGAGCUGCUGGCACUGGAAGCAGCCCUGGGUGGCCAGUGUGUGGACCGCCAGGACGUGGCCGAGAUCACCAAGCAGCUGCCCCCUGUGGUGCCUGUCAGCAAGCCCGGCGCCCUGUGUCGCACCCUGUCUCGCUCCACGUCCCAGGAAGCACAGAGAGGCUGAGAGGGACGGUGACUUGGGCUCCACAGUGCCUGCCCUGGGCUGGGCCCUUCCUGGCUAGGACCACGGAGGGGAGCUGCUGGCCAUGGAAGCUUUGUAGUUUGCCCAGAAUUGGGGGCUAGGGGAGGUGGGAGCCAGAGGCCAGGAUGCCUGGGUCUCCUGAGUUCCCACAGGGAGGGAGCAAAGACGGUGGGCACUAAGGGUGGAGUGCUGGGGGCCAGCACAGCUGAGUACCCCCAGGAGGAAAGGCAGAAAAUGCUGGUGAGGGUAAGAGGUCCCUGAGAGGAGUGACCCCAGUCCGGAUUUCAGCUUCAGAGAAGGAUGAAGAAAAAGCAUAAGGAAUGCUCAGGGAAGGAGGCCUGGAGAAGAGCGGAGGGAGGGGGACGUGAAGAGGGCCGAGGCAGGGUGGAGCUCCCAGCACCCUCUGUUAGCGCUGCAAUA